This is a messenger RNA of Acanthopagrus latus (yellowfin seabream), 6353 nucleotides long. RefSeq names its product progestin and adipoQ receptor family member IVa (gene paqr4a). Lineage: Eukaryota; Metazoa; Chordata; Actinopteri; Spariformes; Sparidae. Gene Ontology annotation, cellular component: membrane. The coding region runs from base 899 to 1837 and encodes 312 amino acids. The record is from RefSeq and is a predicted model, not a curated record. Gene Ontology annotation, molecular function: signaling receptor activity. The transcript is spliced from 3 exons.
GUUAGUUCAUGUAGCUUGACACUUCUGUAGAAGCGAUGCAGGGGACUUGAGGCCGCCAGGGAUUUUCAAGGAAUACGGCUAGCCAGAAAUAAUGGUGGAUAAUAAUAGGCUAAAACAGAUGUUGAAGAAACCGAAUGCAAGCUCUGCGGACCGGGCCGUGUAUGUUUGGAGUCAGCCAGCUCAAACAUCAGCUUCCUCAGCCCUUAGUUACAGGACAUCGAUAGCCGACUGCCCGGCUUGCUAGCCCGCGGUCCCUUCCAAAAAUCUCCGCGCUCCAGAAUCACGGAUCUCAUUUGCGUUUAAAAAAAAAACACAAAAAAACAGCAUUACGAAACCUAGCCGGCAAUCAGACGGACCUGACCUGAGCGUACGCCAACCUCGUGCUUACAUUUCAAGUGAAGGUAUGACCUGCUAGUCCUCUAUCGCAAAAUCUGACCGCUAGGAUCAAGCUAGCAUCAUCUGGAGUUGGAUGGACGCGCGGCUCGCACUCGAAACACCCACAGCAUCCCAGCCCGGGACGCGUUCAAGCCCGCGCUGCUGCACCGGAAUGCUAGCUGCUCACUGAGGGAAGUGGCUCCUAACAUGAAGAGGAGGAACACUGUCUCUCGACCGCUCAAGGCUUUUGGGUGCUGCACGGACAUUUUUUAGAUGCCAGAUGUGAUGUCCUGCCCGAGCUUGCACCAUGUACGUGGCUGGCCGUGUCUGUCUCCAGCCUCGCGGAUGACACUCACACAGGUACCGGCCGUUGAGAGCAAACAGCGGCGGCGCGGAUACACCGUCGCCGGGUAGUGCUGAGAGACCUGACGUGAGCCUGCUAGCGCCAAAGCUAGGAGGCUAACAGCACAAAAUAUUAGAAGAAGAAGAAGAAGAAGAAGAAAAAAAAGAAAACCCUUAACAAAUGCCAACACAAAUGGUAUCCCAUAAGGUUUUAGUCGCAAUAAUCUUACUAAAUGUGUAUAUAGGUGUACAGUCUGUUUUUUACUUAUUCGGCGGCGUCCUUUUAACGGUCCUGUUUGCUAUGGCAUUUUUAAAUGGACCCAGGCUGCUGGACUGGGCGAAUUCACCUCCACAUCUUCAGUUUAACAAAUACGUCCUGACGGGAUACCGGCCAAUCUCCUCCGUGCAAGACUGCAUCAGGAGCCUGUUCUACCUGCACAAUGAACUUGGGAACAUAUACACUCACGGCAUCCCUUUGGUUUGCUUCCUGGUGCUGCUGCCUCUCAACAUUCCCUGGUCUCAGAUCAGCGUCACGUGGUUGGGCGUGGUGCACUUCCUGGCCUGCCUAUCGCCCCAGCUGGGCUCUGUGCUCUAUCACCUCUUCAUGAACCACGAGGGAGGGGAGCCGGUCUACCACACGCUCCUCAAACUCGACGUGUGUGGAAUCUGCAUGAUCAACACGCUGGGGGCGCUGCCCAUCGUCUACAGCACUCUGCUGUGCUACCCGUUCAUCCGCACUGUGGCCCUGUUAGUCUACAUCCUUCUGUCCAGCCACGCCAUCUACUGCGCCGUCACGGCUAGGAGCAGCGUUCGCCGGCUGCGCUCCUUCGCCUGGCAGGCGCUGUUCCGCUUCUCUUUCUUCCUGCUGCGCUGGGUGGGGGUGGGCGGCGGCAGCCCCACCUCGCUACGCCAUUUCCUCAUGAUGGACGCGUUGGCUGUGCUGGGCGGGGUCAUCAACAUCACGCGCAUCCCGGAGCGCUUUCGCCCGGGCCUCUUUGACUACUGGUGUAACAGCCACCAGAUCAUGCAUGUACUGGUGGUGGGCUCCAUCCUUUACCUGCACUGGGGUGUGCUGGACGACCUGCUGUGGAUCAACAGCUACAACUGCCCCUCAGACUGACCCCACCCCCUGCGACCCCCAGCCCUUCACAAGGAACACUGGGAUGUAAGGUUAAAGAACCUCUGGGGGGAGGGGGGUGUCUGGAGAGGGAAGGGGGAGGAAGGGAAAUCAGGAGGGACUUAUGCUGUGAGGUGCGACGAUAUGUUGACCGUGCACGCAAACUCAGAAUGUUCAUAUCUUCGUCCAUCUUGGUACUUUGUGCGAACGCGGGCAAAAGUAUGUCGAGUCACACGCACAAGCAUUUUCUGUCACUCACUUGCCGCAAACAUGGACACACAGGUGACACACACGCAGCAGAAUGGGAAUAUUUUAAACAGUACAUUUAAUGACUGACUAUUGAACACUGUAAAGUCUUAUGUAAAGGCUCUUGUUAAAGGUCACUGCUGAGUUUAAAGCCUUUACUUAAUAAUAGAAGUUUAACUUGAGCAUUAGCUUGAUAUGGUUAGUUAAGAAAGUCUGUGGCUAAAUGAUAUCACGUGCUCGAGUUCUCUCAGAUGUCACUGUUGCUACCUAUGCAGCACAUCCAUAUCUCAGCUCAUGCACAUCACAUAUACCACACACACUCAGACACCCUCACACCUAUAUUUUUAUACCACAUGUACAUACCGUGAGUGCUGCUUGAGGCACUCAUAGAGUUUUCACUACGUCCACCUGACUGAGUUUUACCGGACUGGCUGUUCUGUCCAUGUUUUCCUGUUUUCUGCCUCUUUUAUUGUGUGUGUGUCUGAUUUGUUCCCCUGGUCACAAGAGCAUAAGGAAAUGAAGGUGGGUGAGGGGGUUCAUUCCUGAGUGUGCAAGCAUGUUGGCAAUGAGUUUACUUGGUUGUUAGAAUCAAUCGUGCAGUGUUAUUGGCUUUGUUUGCACCUGAGCUCAGUGCCAAUAGAAUUCAGAUGUUUUUAAUCAGAAAAGAAAGUGCACUGGUUUACAGUUUGUGUUGUUCAGUGGCCAAACCGUUGGCCAAACUUUUGCUUAUUGGAGCCUGCUCCAGGUUAUUUACCCACAUAUAUUUAUGACAACCUCCCGUUGUCAGGAUGAUUGUAACAAGAUGAGCUUUUAAAUUGUACUGAGAAGUUUUACACUGAAAUGCCAACAUAUGUGCAUUGGAUCUUGAUGUACAUGUAGCAUACAAGAUACACUGAAAGUUACAUUUCCUCUUAAUUUCAACUUGAUUGCAAGUGUAAGUCACUCUCUAAACAAUUAUAUGGCAGUCUCUUUAGAGAAACUUGAGAUGAAACCGACCUGCGUUUUAGCACAAUAUGCACGAAAUACUGUCAUGAAGUAUAUUAUAUUUAUUAUGUUUUUUAUUCAUUUGUAUUUAUUUGCUGGCAACGGUAAAAAUGUGUUUGUCAACUGCCCUGGCUGGCUGACAGAUCAAGUUAGAGGUCAGAGAAAAUCUUUUGUUUCAGUCAAACUGUUCAAAUCCGGAGGAUUAGCUCCUCAUUUUUCUCUGCACACACUCUUUUUUUUCCUAGCGAUUAUUUGAUUCCUCAGUCACACAGUAAUAUUGUUGAAUGAGAUCAGUUGCUACGCAUUGCAAUACACUUGAGCUGCAACUACGAGAUACUGCUGCUCAUGUUUACAGGGAAUCGCUUAAAUGUUGAGAGGUUAGUUUGUAAAAUGUCAAAAAUUUGCUCAUCACAAUUUUCCAGAGCCCAAAGUGACUCCUUCAAAUUGUUCUCUUGUCUAACCAGCAGGCCAAAAUCAGUGUAAUAUAAAAUGUUUAACUGUUUUGAUUGAAAAAUGACUGAAACAGUUAAUCGAUUAUCAAAAUAAUUGGCCAUUGUUUUUCUCUCGAUAGACUCAUCGAUGAUGUUCACAAUAAUGAGUAGAAAGGAAAAUGUGUUAUAUGAGUUUUAAAACAUGUUGAUGUUAUUAUUGUCAUUUCUCUGACUUGAAUUGUUCUCAUAUGUUCAGAUGUUUACUUGUACACUGACCUCAGACUUUGAUGCUUUAAAAGGGUCAGUCAUUAUUGCCACUUUAUGCUUUCUAAUUUAGAUGCACUAUGUUUGCUCUGCAGUUGUGUUUGUGUUCUUUGACGGUUACAGGUUGCACUUUUUUAACCAGGUUAAUACAGGUUAGAUGGUUGCAUUUUUUUAAGCUAUUCUUGCCAAACUGGAAUGAACCUCUUCGCCCUCCUGGCACGUUUUAGUUACGUCAAAUUUUGUGUGAAUGGUCAUGAUUGUUUUGCCCUUUUUUUUUUUUUCCUGCGUGGUAUUUCAGUCACUACUCUUUAAGUUACUGUUCCUUUAAGCUCAAGACUAGCGGCUGAUGUGCGACUCCUUUUCCAGAGGCAGACUUUACUUUUCUUAACGACAUUGCACUUGUUUCCGAUGCCAACAGUCGCAGCCGCCCACUGACUAGUUGCCAAUCCCUUCAGCCUCACUUCAUCUUGCCAAAUUAGCAGUGUCUGAGGUGUAGCACAUCCUCUGCUUCCUGUGCUAACACUGACUCAGAGGUGAAGGAGGAUUUCCCACAGUCUUUAUCAUGUAUAAUAGCCUCAGACUGCACCCCCAACCAACCCUGCCACCCGCCCCCCUCUCGCCUUGAUGAAAAGUCAGAUGCUGUACGUCUGCUAGUCUCACUCUAACACAGUGAUUUUUAACUGCUAUGACCGUGGUACAAUGUAAAAGCUGAAACUAAUGUAUUUUUUGGCCACUGAAUGAAAACUGGAAAAAAAAAAAAAAAAAAAAAUGCAUGAAAGUAGCUGAAGUCUCAUAGUGUUAGCUAAUCGUUCACCGUAGCCAUCCACAGGCCAUGUCACUCAGAUGGAAGAUGACUGCACAGGUAGUGGAUCGUACGGGGGUUCAUCGCUACAGGAAGAUGAUCAGAGGCAAUACAUCACCUUCAAAUAAACUGCACUGUUCAUCGUUCUCAAAAAGGGCUUUGGAUUAAAGUAAAUUACAAUUCUGAAUCACAUUUAAAGUCCAUAUAAAUAAUGUAAAUACAUGUAUGUAGAUUAUAUAUACAUACAGUGCAAACGAUAUACCCUGACUCAUUUUUGAUACACGAUAUGUUAAAUACGGAAAAAUGUAGGGACAGGAUUUUAACGGGAACUUAUUGGUGUGCUGAUUGCUCUCUUUCACAGCCAAAGCGAGUUAUGAGAAAAGGGAAGCAGACACGGCUCAGCGCGGUGCUCCAGAUUAAUAUCAAAGAUGUGUGUUUGCUUUAGCUAUGUCCAUAUGUAUGUGAACAACACAGAGAAAAGAAAAAAAAACAAUGCUGAAAUUGGUUUCAGUGCUAAUGUAGACUUGUUUGACCCUUUUGUGACCCCUAACUAAGAAUGCUUUUGAUCAUUUAAAUGUAACCACUUUUUUAAGGCGCGCGGGAAAGACAUUCGUGACCACCGUGGGGGAAUCUUGGCGGGCAUGUGAAUACCUCGUGACUACCACUGGUCUAUCUAUGCAUUAUCAGCCGAAGGAUACGUAACAGUGAAGUCGAUUUGUGUUGUGGUUUAAAAAACAGCUCUCCGAUACGCUUUGCGACGGAGGGCUUCGCUCUAACAUCCUGGGUCUCCCACUUCUCAGGGUGCCAUAACAGUAGCUGUAACAUCCGAGACCUGACCUCUGCUGUCUGACACAUGGCUGCGAGACUAUGAUCUACCUCCACCUGUCCUCUCUGUCCGGUCUGUCCGUGCUGUGACCUGGGCAACAGAUUGGACAGAAGGGAGAAAGAAGGUGGAAAGGAAGUCUUUCUCUGAAAACCAUGUUGCAGGAGUGGAACCUGGCCAGAAAAUGUGUCCGUUUGUCUGUAUGUUAAAUGAAAAAAAAAAGAAAAAAAAGGAAAAAGAAAUGACAUGAUGUUUGAGUACAUCGCUAACAAAACAAAAUUCGAGUUUUUUUUUAAUAUAACACAGGUGCCGGAUAGCCUGUUAAUGACCUGUUUAUAAUGGAUUACCUGUAUUGUUAUAUACUGAUUAUUAUGAUUACUGUUCUUCUGUGGAUCCUAAUAAUGACACUGGUCUAUGUGUACAGAUAGAGACAAGCCCUUUCCUUUAGGAUGAAGGGAGCUUUCUGGAGGGUCUGUCUGUUAUUCAUAUCUGCAAUGUCACGGCAUUUUUCAAACGACAAAGUGUGGCUCCAUCUAGUGGAAGUUCAUGUGCACUGAUGCAGACAUUACUGUAGCCAUACUGCAGGCAAAUGAAAAUAAUUGACAGCUUGUUACGCUGUCAGCGCUGGCUUGCAGUUAUUCUCCAGGGUUUAUUUAUUUAGAUUCCUGGAUCAUGUACGUAUGCCAUGUGUGUAUGAGCUCUCCUGUAGAACCCAUACAAGCAUGAGAUCCUCGUCAAAUUUGCUUUCUCCCUAAGCACUGACGGGGUGGCUGAUUGCAUCCCCAGAGUGCCUCGUUAUCUGGUCCAUGUGCUUGCAAAGUCAUGUGCACGAACCCAGAGACACAGUUUGUUCCCGUGCUGUAGUUCACGCGUCUGUCCAACAUUAACGUCCUGUGUAACAGACAGGCUCUCACACUCCUCAGUCUCCAGCAACGAUUGUGCAAUAAACUGAAGUCUAUAUUUUUAAAA